AUGUCUCUCAUUGAUUAUGGAUCUUAUGAGAAAGCAAUUUGGGGUGAUUACAAAGUCGAUAGAGCCAAAGACUUUUUCUUGGUCAAUAACAGUUGGGGUUUACCUUUGCUACUUGCCCUUCAGUUAGCUUUUGUCGCCUAUUUUGGACCAAAAUGGAUGAAAAACCGUAAACCUUUCGACCUGCGACCUCUAAUGAUUGUUCUCAAUGGCCUUCACUUUGGUACCUAUGGAUGUGGAAUCCUAAUCUUGGGCUAUGGAAUCAAUUUAGGCCGCGAUUCUUGGGCUUGCAAGUCAAAGCCAUCUGAAGAGUUUCGUGAUGAUGUCAUGAUUCGUAUCGCCUAUGCAUUGUUUUGUAUGCGAUUAUUGGAGCUGUUUACACCGAUUAUAAUGGUUUUGAGGUGCAAAAAAGGUCAAUCUCCGGUCGCAAACUCUCUUUAUAAUGCUCUAUACAUUCUCAUUAUUUACCAUUGCAUGAACCGUUACUAUAAAGAUGUAGUUUACCUUUACCCUUAUACGGAUGCCAUGAAAAUAACGCUGCGAUCAGCUUACUAUUCAUUAACAUCACCAGGACCAGAUUUCCGUCGUUAUAUUUGGCCAAAAAAUUAUAUAACUGGCUUCUGCCUUGCUAUUUGUGUUCUCAAUGUCUACCAUUUAACCCACAUGAUCUCAAACAACUGUGAUGGCCCAAAGAUAAUUAUGUACGCAUUUCUGCUUCUGUCCAGUGCUGAAAUUGUCUUUCACUUGACCAAACUUUUCUCAUCCAAGGCUAAAAUUUCUAAAAAUGAACAAUUUGGUGAUGAAGUGGAUUCCAAAUUGGAUUGA
Messenger RNA from Tetranychus urticae (two-spotted spider mite), 822 nucleotides. Its product is annotated as very long chain fatty acid elongase 7-like. Gene Ontology annotation, cellular component: endoplasmic reticulum membrane. Gene Ontology annotation, molecular function: fatty acid elongase activity. Gene Ontology annotation, biological process: fatty acid elongation, polyunsaturated fatty acid; fatty acid elongation, monounsaturated fatty acid; fatty acid elongation, saturated fatty acid. The record is from RefSeq and is a predicted model, not a curated record. Lineage: Eukaryota; Metazoa; Arthropoda; Arachnida; Trombidiformes; Tetranychidae.